Messenger RNA from Argiope bruennichi, 2754 nucleotides. RefSeq names its product lysine-specific histone demethylase 1A-like (gene Su(var)3-3). NCBI's taxonomy places the organism in Eukaryota, Metazoa, Arthropoda, Arachnida, Araneae, Araneidae. The transcript has 2 exons. Gene Ontology annotation, cellular component: nucleus. Gene Ontology annotation, biological process: regulation of DNA-templated transcription. Gene Ontology annotation, molecular function: flavin adenine dinucleotide binding; protein binding; oxidoreductase activity. The record is from RefSeq and is a predicted model, not a curated record. Bases 171 to 2531 code for a protein of 786 amino acids.
UUUCGUUGAUCAGUGCUGAUAGUUUUUCAUGUGUGUUUUGUUGAAAUAAGUCAUUUUUUUUUUUUGUCUUUUAAUUGGAUUGCAGAAAAUGAGCUUGUUUCAAAAUCAAAACAAGAUUUUCUUAUAAUUUUGAAAUCUUUAUUAAGUGAUCAUUGUAAUUGCUCUGAAGGAUGUCAUCUACUCCAACCUUAGAAGAAAGACGUCACUGUAGUCCCAUGGAAAGCGAAACUAGCAUGAGUGGCAGUUUCGAUGAAAAGCUUGGAAAUGUCAAUGGCAGUGGGGAUGAGCAGAACAGAAGGUCGACACGUCGGAAGAGGCCGAAAGUCGAACACAAGGAAGGGGAAAUUAAAACGUUCACUAUAUCCGAAGAAGAAAAUGCCUCUGACAUCGAUGACAAAAGUAAAAUUGAGAAGGUUAGUCCUCCCGGAAAUCAGAGUGAAGACUUAGAAGAAAUGGAUAGCGAGCAUGAUGAUCCGACGGGACUUGAAGGGGCCGCAUUCCAAAGCAGGCUUCCUUUUGAUAAGAUGACAGGCCAGGAGGCUGCAUGCUUCCCUGACAUUGCUCAAGGUUUACCGCAAGCUCAGAAAGUGUUCUUGCACAUUAGAAAUCGCCUGUUGCAAUUAUGGCUUGAUAACCCGAAGCAGCAGUUGGUGUUUGAAUCUGCUAUUCAACAGGUAGAGCCUCCAUUCAACAGUGAUGGUAAUUUAGUUAUGCGCAUACAUGCUUUCCUCGAACGUUAUGGUUUCAUUAACUUUGGUGUGUUUAAACGGUUAAAAAUGCUUCCGACAAAAAAAGUUGGAAAAGUUAUUAUUAUUGGAGCUGGAAUAUCAGGCUUAGCUGCUGCUCAGCAGUUGCAACAGUUUGGUAUGGAUGUUAUUGUUUUAGAGGCUAGAGACCGGGUAGGUGGCCGUGUUGCUACCUUCCGCAAGGGCAAUUUCAUUGCCGAUUUGGGAGCUAUGGUAGUGACAGGAUUAGGAGGGAACCCGAUAACUGUACUUAGCAAACAGAUAAGUAUGGAUUUGCAUAAGAUACGGCAGAAAUGCCCCUUGUAUGAAUCGAAUGGCAACACUGUACCCAAAGAUAAAGACGAGAUGGUAGAAAGAGAAUUUAAUAGACUUUUGGAGGCUACUUCUUAUCUCUCUCAUCAACUUGAUUUUAAUUACGUGCAGAGCAAACCUGUUUCUCUAGGACAGGCUCUCGAAUGGGUUAUAAAAUUGCAAGAAAAACAUGUUAAAGAAAAACAAAUACAGCAUUGGAAAGCUAUCUUAGAGUUGCAAGAAAAGCUGAAAACUAAUUUGAACAAAAUGCUGCAUCUUAAAGAACAAAUUGAAGAGAUGCGUAAACAUUAUCAGGAAUUGUCUGAAUCUAAACAGCAGAAAGAUAUUACUUUAGAAUUUGUUUUGAGGAGCAAAAUGAGAGACAUAGGAGCUGCAUGCAAAGAGUGGGACCAAUACUUAGAGCAACAGAAAGAAAUUGAAGAGAAACUGCAAGAACUUGAGGCUUCGCCUCCUAGCGAUGUUUAUUUAUCUUCUCGAGAUCGGCAAGUUUUAGACUGGCAUUUUGCCAAUCUAGAGUUUGCAAAUGCGACUCCUUUACACAAUUUGUCCCUUCGGCACUGGGAUCAAGAUGAUGAUUUUGAGUUCACUGGUAGCCACAUGACUGUCAGAAAUGGUUAUUCUUGUGUACCAGUUGCUUUGGCUGAUGGAUUGGACAUUAAACUGAAUAUGUGCGUGAAGAGUAUCCGCUACAAUCCUCACGGCGUUGAAAUUCUGGCUAUGAAUACUCGAGCUAAUUCCGGUAUGGUCAGUUAUAAGGCAGAUGCUGUGCUCUGCACCUUACCUUUGGGAGUACUGAAAACUGCAAUUCAGUCUAGUGGACAAUCAACUAACGUUGUUCAGUUCAUUCCUCCACUUCCUGAAUGGAAAGGUGCUGCAAUACAGAGAUUGGGAUUUGGUAAUCUCAACAAGGUUGUUUUGUGUUUUGAUCGAGUGUUUUGGGAUCCAAAUGCAAAUCUUUUUGGCCAUGUUGGCAGUACGACUUCAAGCAGAGGUGAAUUGUUUUUGUUCUGGAAUUUGUACAAGGCACCCGUGCUGCUUGCUUUAGUGGCUGGAGAAGCAGCAGCUAUCAUGGAAACGGUCAGUGACGACGUGGUUGUCGGUCGCUGCAUUGCAGUUUUGAAAGGUAUUUUUGGCAACAGUACUGUUCCACAACCUAAAGAAACUGUUGUAACUCGCUGGAGAGCAGACCCUUUCUCGAGAGGUUCAUACUCUUACGUUGCCACUGGAUCUACUGGCAAUGAUUACGAUAUAUUAGCAACACCUGUGGCCCCUCCCACCGGAAUGCAGUCUGGACAGCCAUCUGCCAUGCCGAGAUUGUUUUUUGCUGGUGAACAUACCAUCAGAAAUUACCCCGCCACUGUUCAUGGAGCGCUACUGAGUGGCUUGCGGGAGGCGGGAAGAAUAGCAGAUCAAUUUCUUGGUUGCCCGUAUGCACUUCGUACACAACCAAUACCUCAACAGCCACCUGUUUGAAAAACGGUUUCAGUUCAUUGUUUUUAGUUUAAGCAUUUCAUUAUUUACUUGCCCUUUCAGUGUUAUUUAAUUUCACGAUAUAUUCAUAUUCUGCACAGAUUCAUUUUUAAAAAAAUACUUUUGUCACAUUAUUAUGCAUUGUGUUAAAUAGAAACUUUUUAUGGAAUUUUGGUAUUUGAAUUUACGAUGUACAGACUGUCAAUAAACUCACUUGAAAGUGUUU